Molecule: messenger RNA, 1077 nt
Organism: Adineta steineri
Lineage: Eukaryota; Metazoa; Rotifera; Eurotatoria; Adinetida; Adinetidae
Source: the annotation of a GenBank genome assembly
AUGAAAUCUUUUCUUCAGAUGAGUCUUUGGUGUGAUAAAUAUCGUCCGAGAAAUUUUCAAGAACUUGAUUAUCAAUUAGAACAAGCCAAAUUAUUACAAACGAUUGUAGCUAAUGGUGAUUUUCCUCAUUUUCUAAUUUUUGGUCCUAAUGGUUCCGGUAAAAAAACUCGCAUAACAUGUUUACUUCACGCUUUAUAUGGUGAUGGUGUGCAAUCUUUACGUCUAGAAAAUCAUGAAUAUGAAACACCAUCUCGAAAAAAAAUUGAAAUAACAACGAUUGGUAGUAAUUAUCAUACACAAGUCAAUCCAAGUGAUGUUGGUAUUUAUGAUCGUGUUGUUAUUCAUGAAUUAAUUAAAACAAUUGCACAAACUAAACAAAUAAAUAGUAUAGAACAACGAUCAUUCAAAAUUAUUGUUAUUGUUGAAGUGGAUAAAUUAACACGAGAUGCUCAACAUAGUCUUCGUCGUACAAUGGAAAAAUAUGUUAGCUCAUGUCGUCUUAUACUUUGCUGUAAUUCAACAUCACGAGUUAUACCAGCGAUUCGUAGUCGAUGUUUAGGAAUAAGAAUGGCUGCACCGACAAUUGAUGAAAUAAGUAUAGUAUUAAAAAAAGUAGCAAAAUUGGAAGGAAUAGAAUUACCAAUUGAAUUAGCAAAUCGUAUUGGUGAAAAAAGUCAAAGAAAUCUUCGAAGAGCUUUACUUAUGCUUCAAACAUGUGCUACACAAAAAAUUCCUCUAACAAAAGAUCAACAAAUAAUUGAACCAGAUUGGGAAAUAUAUUUACGUGAUACAGCUCGAAUGAUUAGUGAACAACAGACACCUCAACGAAUUUUUGAAGUACGUGAACGGCUUUAUGAAUUAAUUACACAUUGUAUUCCAGCAGAAAUUAUUUUUAAAGGUUUACUUGAAGAACUAUUAACUAAUUGUGAUGAUGUAUUAAAAAUUCAAAUAACACAAACAGCUGCCGAAUAUGAACAUCGUCUUCGACAGGGCUCAAAAGAAAUUUUCCAUCUGGAAGCAUUCAUAGCUAAAUUUAUGUGUAUUUAUAAACAACAUAUUGAUAGCAAUAGCCACUAA